UUCGUUUAGUUUUUAUAUUUAUCUAAAUCAGCUUUAGCUUACUCAUCAUUAUUACUGUUUUCGGAAUUAUUAAGUGGAUUCACUAAAUGUCCAAUUGAAUAUUGAAUAACACUGUGCUUUCUUUGUUUUCUCACCUUUAAACAUGUUAGCUUAUUCUCUAUCAUUACUCUAAAAAACAAAUAAAUAAUUUACUCAUUCCUUGUUUACUAUUAUUGUACAGUGAAACUUGUGUGCCAUAUUUCAUUGUAAAUGUUACAAAUUUUCACAUUGAAAAGUAUACUAGCCUAAGUGUAUGCGUACAUAUUCAAUGGUUGUACAUCUAAUUGUGUAUACUGGCCAUAUGUUUUGUUAAUAAACAUCGCAAGUCAACUAACCAAUCAUUGUUGCCGGUAGUUGAGACGAUUAUGACUGGUUGAGAAACGUGACUGACAUGAUAAAAUAAAAUACACUAGUACAAACGAGAAUUGCAUUCAGUGAGCGAAUGUUUACUUUUCAAUUCAUUUACAGUUAAGAAGUUGAUUUAAUUUUAUAUUUUGUGCUUAUCGUUUGCAUAUUAUUUAAAAUGCCAAUUUUAUAUGCUUCACAUUAUAACAGCACAAUGUCAUCAACUACAAAUUGUAUGAAAAAUAUUGAUCACUUGAACUACAUGAAAUCUCGUGAUAUGUCGACAUGUAUAAAUAAUAACAAUAGACAUUUGAAUCCUAAGGAUUUAUAUCCUAUUCCACCACUGUGUGUACCUCCUUCUGGAAAUUACUGCUGUUCGCAUACACCACCUACUCCAGUUAGACGACCAUGGUUAGGCGAUAACUCAGAGCAAAUAGCCACUGGAAGAAGUCGACCCGGAGGACAAAAACGUUCAGUUUAUGUAAAUGCAUCAAUAUAUCCAAUUCCUGAGAUGAUACGUAAUAAUGAUAGUAGUGGAAAUAAUUUUAGUGGUUAUGUAAGAGAUCGACAAAGUUCUAGUGACACUGUUAUCACAUCUACAAGUUCGAAUCCCGUAAAUGCAUCCACUACAGAAAUUAUCACUACUAUUAGUAAUCAUAACAAUAACAAAACCAUACCAAGUAAUGCAUCUAGUGUACCAAUUCCCUAUUGGACACAUUUAUUACCAUAUCGCACAUCAACUGUACCUCAAAAUUUAUCUGGUCGCUUGAGAAAAUCAGAAACACUUCCAAAUGAUUGGAUAAAUCAUGAGUCGAAUAAAAUUAUAGAUCACGCAAUUCAUUCUAUACCAAAGUCUACAUCAUAUCAAUUGAAUACAUUGAAUCAAAAUCAUAAUUCGCAAUGUUCAAAUCAUUCUGAUGAGUGUAAAUCACGCUUAUAUGUUAAUUAUACUCCUAAUCUUAGUCCUAAUUUUAUAGAUAAUACUAAAAACAUAAAUCGUAGAGAAGCUAAAUCACCACCUCCAAGACCUCCAAUGAGAACAAGUUCACAUGCUGCACCACGCCAGAAUAUUGUUUCAUCAUCAAUAUCUCCAUAUUGUCAUCAUCGUCAUUGUCAGAGACAUUUUGCUUUAGGAUUACUAGAUAAAUCUACUAAGGCCGACAGAAAUGAACAAUACAGUUAUACUAAUAAUAUACCGACGGAAAAUUCAAAUGACAAGAGUAUUAGUGAAAGUCCUAUACUUUGUCGAUACUCACAACUUUAUUCUUUGAAUACCGAAGCUAAAAACAUUAAUGAUAAUAAUAAUAAUAAUAAUAAUAAUAAUAAUAAUGAUAAUAAUAAUGGCAAUGAUAAUAAUAAUCCCAUUAAUUAUAAUUCUUAUUCUCAAUAUACAGCAAUAAACAACAUGACUAGUUCUGCUAUUCAUGCUUCAAAUAAUAAAACAAAUACUCCAUCUCUUCAUCCUCAUCGGUAUAUUCACUAUGAACAACAUCAACAACAUCAGUCUUCUACUCAUCAUCAUCACCAUCCUCUUACUGUCCAAUAUCAACAAUGUCAAUCGAAUCCUUCAAAUCAUCGAAGUAAUUAUAAACAAUUAGUUGACUUUGAUAUGAAAAGCAUAAGGAAGUAA
This is a messenger RNA of Schistosoma spindalis, 2014 nucleotides long. The record is from the annotation of a GenBank genome assembly. Lineage: Eukaryota; Metazoa; Platyhelminthes; Trematoda; Strigeidida; Schistosomatidae.